GGCGCAAACACGACCCCUGCAAAUCGCCCCUCCAAUCCAAAUGUGCACAACCUCCGCGCGCAGCCUGCAGCUCUUCACUCCCGCGCUGCUCGCUCAUACACGCUGUCCCGAACUCAUGGACCAAGCGCAGAGCCCGAUCUGAAGCCGGUCUGUUAUUUCGCUCCGAGCUGUUUCUGAGGACCAUGAGCGCUUGAGCGAAGACCCCCCGCUGGCAGAGGUCAUCUCACGGGUCCUGGAGAGGACGGAAAGGCCUCGCGCACUACAAGCUCCCGUCGGGGGACGAUGUUCUCGGCCGCAGGGAAGCGCUGCUUCACCAUCGAGUCUUUAGUGGCGAAGGAGAACCCGUUAUCGGGGGAAGAGCCCGUGCGCCCCGCUGCUCUCACUUACACGCCCCCCGCAGACUCUUUCCUGGGCGGCUAUCAGAGCCCCGCGGGCCGGGCGCUCUACCCCAGCCCAGAACUUGUGUUCCCGGACGCGGUGAGCCACGCGCCCCUGAGCGCACACCCGCACCAGCUCGGUGGAGCGCACCUUCAACACCCGCACUUCUUCAGCGCGCAGCACCGAGAACCCAUCAACUUUUACCCCUGGGUGUUACGGAACCGGUUCUUUGGACAUCGGUUUCAAGGAAACGAAGUAGCCCAUGACUCGCUGUUGCUGCACGGGCCCUUCGCCCGCAAGCCGAAGCGGAUCCGCACGGCCUUCUCUCCCUCUCAGCUGCUGCGGCUGGAACGCGCUUUUGACAAGAACCACUACGUGGUGGGAGCAGAGCGCAAACAGCUCGCCAACAGCCUCAGUUUGUCCGAGACCCAGGUGAAAGUUUGGUUCCAGAACCGCAGGACCAAGUACAAACGUCAGAAGCUGGAGGAAGAGGGACCAGACAAUACACAGAAGAAGAAGGGCAACCACCACAUCAACCGCUGGAGGAUUGCCACCAAACAGGCCGGCUCUGAGGACAUAGAUGUCACAUCUGAUGCCUAGAAUCCAUGUGAACCAGGCCUAAACUCACACACCAGGCCAGAACAAGCCCUAUUUAUUUAUGUUCACAGCCAUGAUCAUGUUUGAGUUUAAACAGGGCUGCUGAGGACUGUGUACAUGUGUGUAUGUGUCUUUGAGUGAGACAGAGAGAGGGAGUGCAGAAAUGUGGUCAGUAUGAAGGCAGAGUCUGUUCAACUCUCUGUACAUACUACAGUGACUGAAAAUCUACUCAGCCGAACCACGAUUUGCUCACUUUCUCUACAACACUGGCACUGGCCGAACUGAACAUGGCACAUUGUUUUAUUUGUUAACAACACUGGCAAUUAUCAAAUAAUUGUAUUUCUUUUUUUGUUGUUCUUUUUAUUAUUGUUUGUAUUUGUAUCAAAGUCCCAGAAUCGAAUAUGUAAGUUGAAUUCUAUUCUAAGUUAAUGUCAUCUUUUUCCAGUCAACUAGCAGCUUUGUAUUUAUAUAUUAAAAAACACAACACUCAUUAAGAAUGGUUAUAAAGCUUAUACUAUACUUUUUGUGCUGGUUAUGUACAGGUAUACAUUUUAACGUAUUCAUGUACACUCAGACCUGAGAACUUUACAAUUACCAUAAAAGCCCUUGUACAAAUGCUCAUUUCUCUGUAAUUUGAUUAAGGUUUUUUUCUGUGGCAGCUGACAACAGUGACAAAAUAAACAAAUUAUGAUCCAAGGAA
This is a messenger RNA of Astyanax mexicanus (Mexican tetra), 1675 nucleotides long. RefSeq names its product empty spiracles homeobox 1 (gene emx1). The coding region runs from base 283 to 978 and encodes 231 amino acids. Gene Ontology annotation, molecular function: DNA-binding transcription factor activity, RNA polymerase II-specific; DNA binding. Gene Ontology annotation, biological process: neuron differentiation; regulation of DNA-templated transcription; brain development. The record is from RefSeq and is a predicted model, not a curated record. NCBI's taxonomy places the organism in Eukaryota, Metazoa, Chordata, Actinopteri, Characiformes, Acestrorhamphidae. The transcript has 3 exons.